CACGUUCAGUGACCUGCGCGACGCGCUGCUCGACGCACGCAUCGGCAUGUCGGAAGAAAACGUAGUGUUCCCACAAAAAAUACUCAAGAAAUUCAUACUUUUAUACAAAGAUCUGCCGUGUUUGUGGGACAAAGAAUGUCCAGCUUACAAAAUCAAAAUGAAACGACACGACGCCAUCACUAAAAUGACGGAGUUAGUGCAGGAAUACGAUCCGUCCGCGACCAGAGUGCACAUUUUAAGAAAAAUUGAGAGUCUACGGGCGUGCGUACGUAGGGAAUACAAGCGCGUUCAAGAAAGCAGGAGGAAGGCUAAUUGUGAAGAAGAAGUUUACGUCCCUAAUCUGUGGUAUUACGACUUACUGUCAUUCAUAUUUAAGAACGAAGCGCCGGAGCCAGCAAGAUCGCCUAUCCCCACUGCUGAAACGGAGGAAGAAGAAGACGAGGACUGUCAAGUCUUCGAUAGCCAAUCUGUGGACUACUCGAACGACUUCAACGAAACAGGGAACAUGGUGGAAGCUGAUGAUGUGUCAACGAUAUCCAAAAGAUAUUUGACGUUUGAAGCUGAAUCUACAACUUCAAAAGUUAAGAGACAGUUUACUGAGGUGGAAGAUGAAUACGAUGCAAUUGCAGGUAUUAAUGUGGCCGCCAAACUCAGGUAUCUACCGAACAACAUGAGGGUCCUGGCUGAGAAGUUGAUCAACGAUGUUCUAUUCCAAGCCCAGACUAAUAGUUUGACGUCAACAACGGCAAUUAUGACCCCGGACCCUUUCAAAUCUGACGCCAAUUAGACAAAUGUCAUACAAUAAGUUAAACUAAUGUAAAAUACUUAGUCCUGUUAAUAUAAUUUAAUGAUAUUGCUACGCCGGUAAGAGUAAAGCCAUC
Messenger RNA from Bombyx mandarina (wild silkworm), 881 nucleotides. RefSeq lists its product as uncharacterized. The record is from RefSeq and is a predicted model, not a curated record. NCBI's taxonomy places the organism in Eukaryota, Metazoa, Arthropoda, Insecta, Lepidoptera, Bombycidae.